Messenger RNA from Toxotes jaculatrix (banded archerfish), 972 nucleotides. It is a transcript of the gene plcxd2, whose product is annotated as phosphatidylinositol-specific phospholipase C, X domain containing 2. Gene Ontology annotation, biological process: lipid metabolic process. The coding region runs from base 1 to 972 and encodes 323 amino acids. Gene Ontology annotation, molecular function: phosphoric diester hydrolase activity. The record is from RefSeq and is a predicted model, not a curated record. The transcript is spliced from 8 exons. Lineage: Eukaryota; Metazoa; Chordata; Actinopteri; Toxotidae.
AUGAAGACGCGACCUGCGGGGAUUGGCAAUUUCAAUGCCGACUGGAUGGGUUCGCUCCCUUCCAAGCUCAGUGCCAUGCCCCUGAAACACCUCGCUGUGCCAGGGUCCCAUGAUUCUUUCACCUUCUGGGUGGAUGUGCAUGCUCCAGUGGGCCCUGAUCAGAAAGCUUAUGUCAAAUAUCUGGCCACCAUGUUCAGCGUCCUCGCUAAGAAAGUCAUGGUGAAGUGGUCCAUGACACAGAACCUGACUUUUAAGGAGCAGCUAGAUGCAGGAAUUCGUUACUUUGAUCUCAGGGUCUCCUCCAAACCAGGCGAGCCUGGGAAUGAGAUUUACUUCAUCCAUGGUCUCUUUGGGCACAAGGUAAAGGACGGUCUGUUAGAAAUCAACUCCUUCCUAGGAAGACACAGGAAAGAGGUAGUUUUUCUGGACUUCAACCAUUACUAUGCAAUGGACGCAGAGCAUCAUGAGUACCUCAUCAGCAUGCUCCAGGAAGUGUUUGGCAGCAAGCUUUGUAACAACUGUGUAGUGGAAAGCGUUACGCUGGACUACUUGUGGGAGAAGAAAUAUCAGGUAAUAGUGUUCUACCAUCAUCCCUCAGCCCAGGGCAUCCCCAUGAUGUGGCCUGGCAGCAAGAUCCCUGCUCCCUGGGCAAACACCACCGAACCCAACAAGCUCAUACAGUUCCUGGAAACUACACUGAAGGAAAGAGCCAAACAGGGGUCCUUCCACGUGUCUCAGGCCAUCCUCACACCCAGGGUCAACACUGUGGCCAAGGGCCUGCUCUGGGGGCUACGUAACUAUCUGGUGGAGAGAAAUCUGCCGGCCAUCAUGUCCUGGGUCGAGGCUCAGAGGCCCGGGGCGGACGGGGUCAACAUUAUCACCUCUGACUUUGUGGAGCUCACCGACUUUGCUAACACAGUCAUCAAACUCAAUAACCUGCUGUUGUCUCAACAGGACUGCAAGAUAAGAUGA